AUGUACCUCGAAGAUCGCAUCGAGAACGCCUCCUCGCUUCUACUUCCCAAUUGGGUCAACGGAAACUUGUACGAAAGAGCAACAGAAGUCACAGGUGUUCUCCCGAUCCCUGAGGAUGUCCGCACCAGUGCAGGAAUGGCUCCAUAUGAAGCAGCCCUCGAUGCAAAACGUCUCCAUCACCACCUCGCGUCGCUUCAAGGCACUCGCAAAGCUGUCACUCCAAUUCACAACGACAUCGAGAAGACACUCUUUCGUGAUCUGAUGGCUGCUUUCCCCGAGACGUUUGGCAAUCUUUCGUCUGAUAACCAGGCAGCGAAGGCAGCCAAGAUUUGGAACGGGCGCGCUGAAACUGAGAAGGAUCUUCCGGAACAUCUCAAGGUGUAUUAUAACGGCCCCUGGAAGACCAAUAGCAACAUCAUCCAGACUAAGGCGGUAUCAGCCGCUGUGCGGAAACCCCUUCUCGAAACGAUCCACGACGAGGAAAGAAUGCGCAUGGCACCAACAGUCCCUCAAACAACCCUCAAACCGCAUUCCGUUCUCGAUGGUCUCCUCUCCUUCGACCCGGAAACCCAAGACCCUGCAGCGGUGACGUCCGAGUCACAGCCGCUGCCAACAACUUCGUCCGCGGUACAACCUGACAUGUCGAGUGGAAACCAGUCGAUGUCGACCGGAAACGAGUCGAUGUCGCAUCCUCCAGCUUCGGAGACCCCGAAUCCGCCGACUCCCAUCGCCGGCCCAUCCCAAACUCAUGACGAACGGAUCCGAGGUGUUGCCAAGCGCCGCGUAGAAGACGCGUUGUCAGAGAGAGAGCCGCCGGUCAAGAAAGCGCGGCGGGGACGGACGUGUUGUAAAUGCGGUAUCUCCGAAUGUCCGGGGAAGGGGAGUCGAGGUGUGAAGUCGUGUCGCAACAAAUGCCGGGAUUGUGGGAACGUCGAGUGCGCUGGUAGGGAUACACAGAGUCGUGCGAAAACUUGUUCAUCGAUGCUGUCGAGGGACGAGUAG
This is a messenger RNA of Mycena citricolor, 1002 nucleotides long. The record is from the annotation of a GenBank genome assembly. Lineage: Eukaryota; Fungi; Basidiomycota; Agaricomycetes; Agaricales; Mycenaceae.